AUGAGCUAUCAUGAACGUUAUAAUUUGUUAUCAAAUAUCGAUUUAUCACGAAAAUCGGACAUUGCAAAGUUGCAUUUCUCUAAUAAUAAAGAUUUAGAGUUCUUAAGUCAAGCCAGCAUAUUUGUUUCAACCCCCUGACAAGUAUUCACUAUAUAUACAUCAAAAGUAAAUGUCAAAGUUAAGUUACGCUUGGCAAAUAUCAGCGAUCCCAUAUAA
Blepharisma stoltei is the source of this 216-nucleotide messenger RNA. The record is from the annotation of a GenBank genome assembly. Lineage: Eukaryota; Ciliophora; Heterotrichea; Heterotrichida; Blepharismidae.